This is a messenger RNA of Adelges cooleyi (spruce gall adelgid), 1088 nucleotides long. RefSeq lists its product as uncharacterized. The transcript has 6 exons. NCBI's taxonomy places the organism in Eukaryota, Metazoa, Arthropoda, Insecta, Hemiptera, Adelgidae. The coding region runs from base 9 to 710 and encodes 233 amino acids. The record is from RefSeq and is a predicted model, not a curated record.
AUGUUGAAAUGGUCGAAGUCUUUGAUGAUGAAGAAGGAAGAAAUUUACUAGAAAUGCCAAUAGAUGAAGAAGAUAUUAAAAAAUCUGACUUAUGUAAAAUGGUAGUUACUGAAACUGGUGAUGAGGUUGUGCCAAAUGAACCUAGCACAAGUCACUCAUUCAUAACACCCCCCAAACCUAAGAAACGUAAAACUUAUGUUGGUGACUUUAAAUCAGUUGAAGAAUUGGAGAGUCCAAAUUCUCGUUUGAAGUAUUGGCAUGCCUCUAAAAAGAUGGUCGAAGUCUUUGAUGAUGAAGAAGGAAGAAAUUUACUAGAAAUGCCAAUAGAUGAAGAAGAUAUUAAAAAAUCUGACUUAUGUAAAAUGGUAGUUACUGAAACUGGUGAUGAGGUUGUGCCAAAUGAACUUAGCACAAGUCACUCAUUCAUAACACCCCCCAAACCUAAGAAACGUAAAACUUAUGUUGGUGACUUUAAAUCAGUUGAAGAAUUGGAGAGUCCAAAUUCUCGUUUGAAGUAUUGGCUUGCCUCUAAAAAGACAAUAACAACUCAACAACGUAAAAUUAAAAAUCUAAGACAGCAAAAUUAUCGUUUAAAUCAAAAAAUAAAAAAUUUGGAUCAGCUGAUUGAUCAUCUGAAAGAUGAAAAGAAAAUUAAUGAAAAUUGUUUUUCAUUACUCAAGUUAUUGCUAUGUGUUAAAUGGCUUGGUUGAUAAGGUUACGUUCAGUGUUCAGUGUGCUAUGGAUUUGUUACCAAAGACAGGGCUCGGAUUUUUUGCAAUCCUGACAUCCAAUCAUGAAUUUAAGUAUCGUUGAUCCGUAUCCUUUUACUGUAAUAUUAAUGGCUCAUCACAAAAAAUAUUCUCCUCCUUUAUCUUUUUACAUUACAUGGUUAACUACUAUAUAUUUUAUGUUCUUCACAAAAUAAUUUUUAAAAAUUUCAUUGUACGUCUUAAUUGUCAAUUUUUAUCCACCUAAAAUAUUUCUAAUAAGAACCAUUGAUAUUAAAACUGAUUCUAUCUCAAACAUUUUUAUCAUUAUUCCAAUGACUGUGUGUAUUAAUUUGUUAUUUUUUAGUAAAAUGUGAUGUC